This is a messenger RNA of Limanda limanda (common dab), 672 nucleotides long. Its product is annotated as rho GDP-dissociation inhibitor 2-like. NCBI's taxonomy places the organism in Eukaryota, Metazoa, Chordata, Actinopteri, Pleuronectiformes, Pleuronectidae. The coding region runs from base 1 to 672 and encodes 223 amino acids. Gene Ontology annotation, cellular component: membrane; cytoplasm; cytosol. Gene Ontology annotation, biological process: Rho protein signal transduction. The record is from RefSeq and is a predicted model, not a curated record. The transcript is spliced from 6 exons. Gene Ontology annotation, molecular function: Rho GDP-dissociation inhibitor activity; protein binding.
AUGCUGGGAGUGGAUGUGUGUGAGUUUGGGGGUCAGGUGCUGGAGCUGCUGUGGCUGACUAUGUGCUACAGAGGUCUGGUUGCUGACAAGAAGGAUUUAGCCAUCGAGGAGGAAGUGGACGAGAGAAACCUCAACUAUAAUCCUCCGGCUCAGAAGACUCUGCAGGAGAUCCAGGACCUGGACAAGGACGACGAGAGUCUGGUCAAGUACAAGCAGACCCUGCUGGGGAUGGGACCACUGGCAGGAGACGUCUCUGGGCCGAAUGUCUGUGUGACCCGGAUGACCCUGUUAUGUGACCAGGCUCCUGGACCCAUCACCAUGGACCUGACAGGAGACCUGAACUCUCUGAAGGAGAAGAACUUCUCUGUGCAGGAAGGAGCGAGAUACAGACUAAAGAUUCACUUUAAGGUGAACCGAGAAAUUGUUGCUGGCUUGAGGUACCAUCAUGUGACCUCCAGAAAAGGAGUAAAAGUGGACAAGGUGUCGUACAUGGUGGGAAGUUACGGCCCAAAGCCAGGAGAGUACGAGUAUCUCACCCCGGCUGAGGAAGCUCCCAAAGGCCUGAUGUCACGUGGCCACUAUCAGAUCAAAUCCCACUUCAUCGACGACGACAAGAAUGUCUUCUUGUCCUGGGAGUGGAACCUCGACAUCCUAAAGGACUGGAACGAAUAG